GCAGAAAAGGCGUCCCCUAGCAACGGGCUGUCGGUACCUGCCGUAGUAAUUGAAGGCUGUGUUGUGUUGUAAGCAUGUACUCGAGGAUUUUCUGCAUGUUGCGAUGUUGACUCGUUCGUGCUUUCAGUAAAAGGGAGUCCCAGAAACAGAAGUGCAGUUGGUAGUAUAUGUUUCUAUUCCAUAUGUCCACUUUCAGGCUGGAGUGGUGAUUUUGAAUUCAACCAAAGAUAUAUAUUCUGGAGUAAGAUAGCAAAAAGAAGAUAUUUCCAAUGAGCAUACCAGUGUUCCGACCCUCCAAGGGCGACUCCCUGAUCGUCCGCGAUACAAUGGGACACGUCACCGAGAACAAUGCCCGAUCGGCCCACCAUGCGAUCACCAAACUCGACUUCGCCGGACGUCGACCUCACACCCAGGGGACUUCUCGCUUCGGCCAGCUCAGCCAGAGCUCGUUUUUCGCCCGUCACAAUCCACAGUCGAAGAGAGUUAGGCAUAUAAAAGGGCUUCUCGAUGUCCCGAUCUGCGCCGUGCACGACGAGGGAUACUUCACCAACCCACGGUUACGUCGUCGACCGGCGACGGCGGAGGCGAGAGGAAUGUACACAUUCCGCAUCCCCAAGCCUGCCAAGGAGGUGUACAAUCUCAACCCCACCAUCAACGCCUCCCAAUACCCGAUCAACACCCUAACCGGACUCAGCAUGUUCCCUCAGGGGUUCAGAGUGAAGACCCACGCCCCAAUGUUCGGCCUCAUUCCCGUCACCGACAAAUGGAGAGAUGAACUUCGGGAUAUAACGGAGCAGGCUGGCUUCGGUUUGCCGAAGGAGAUCAAGCAGGCCCAAGCCGAACAGCCGAAGCGGACUUCGGUCUAUUCGGCAGACACUGGUCGGCUAAUUCCGCCACCUUCUCGGGCGAUGACUCGAGGCGCCUCGAGACAGAAACAUGAGCAACAUGAUCUCAUGUACCACAUCGCCGCCGAAGGCAGCAAUGAAUCAUUGAAAUUACCAAUAAUUGGAGUUCCAAGAGCUAGGAAGGGUCAUCAGGUCCUUGAAAUGCUUUGCCAAAUCCUCCAGACAGACUCCCUCAACGCAGUGCAAUCAUGGCUCGUAUCGGCCGGAGAAAGAGAAAAGGCACUGGUACUCGACAUGAUUAAAUCAGCAUUUAGUAGCGAGGCCGAUUACUUCCAGCGAACUGUCGCCGAAGCUUAUAACGACGCUCCUGCACCGCGUCCAUCAACCAACCUACCGGCAAAUAUGAACGUCACAAACGGUUAUGGCGACGUCGACGUUCCUUCACCGCCGCCGUUCGCCGGGAGAGACAUUCGUUACCAGGCUGUGGCUGAGGCAGCUGCUGGCCUCAAGACGCCAAAGAAGGUCGAGAAUAACCAAGAAACGACGAUAUUUGACGCUGAAGGAAGUUUACCAAAGUUGGAUUUAAAGAAGAAAAAUGAUUCGAAUGAUCACCCAGCCUUACGACAGAGAAGUCACAAACCAGAUGUCUUCAAAAUCGAGCACAAUUCACCCCGUCCUGCAACUAAAAAUGGAAAGCACCCAGCCAAGCUCCCGCCCCUUUCUCCCAAACAUGAGAAUGGACAAGAACAGAAUUGUGACUCUUGGAAACCAGAUGAUGCCGUCGUUUGAAGGUAAUGCCUCCAGACACUACUGUGUGUGUGAAUGUCACAAGUCCCAAAAAGGUACAAAUGUUUUUUUGUGUUGAUUUCAUCUCAACAGCAUGAUUAACAAAAUAAUACAUUAUGACAGAGGUACACUGUACUAUCUUUAGAAGUAAAAUUAAAGCAAAAACAAGUCUUAUUAGACAAUCAGCAAUAAAUCUUCUUUCUUCUUCAUAUAUUUGCAAAAUAUUUUCAUCUGAAAACACAGAUAAUUCAAGUUGAAAGUCAGAAAGGAGAGAGAAAAAAUAACACAAAAUCUUUGAAAAAUUACUUUUCAUAGUAAUGCUAUGAGGCUGACAUGUGUUUAAAGCAUUUGGUUAACUUGACUCAAUUUCCAUCUGAAUUAAGGUCAAAGUAAGAUUGACCUUUAUAUAUGGAUAGAUCAUACCACAGAUUUGACAUGAAACUAGAUUACAUAUACUGGGAUAUUUCAUAUUGUUACAUAUGGGUCCUGUCCUAAAAAGAGUUGUGAUUGAUCCAAUCAAGCUCAGCUAUGGAAAGCCAGCAAUGUCAUAAUUCUUUGCACUAAAACUUUUUCACAAUGUUCCUUUGAAAACAAAGAGGAGCACACUGAUUUGACAAGACAAAGAUUCAGGCAAACCUCGUGUCUUGAAAACACCAUGAAUAUCUAAAUGCAUUCUAGAUGUUGGGGUUGUUGGCUUUCCAUAGUUGAUUGGAUCAAUUGUAACUCUUUGUAAGACAGGGCCAUGGUGUAUUUUUUAACCAAUCAAGUAGUACAUGUAUGUUUCUUUGAUGCAAUAUAUAGUGUCGAUUUAGUUAGAUAAAGAUCAUGCAACUCUAUUUCAUGUUUAAACAAAUUGUCUCAGUGUCAAAAUAAUGUUUGGUUUGUAUAAGUUUUGUCAAUUUAUUGCAAUUUUAGACAACAUUUCUAUGUGUCAAUCACUCUCGUAUUUGCAGUGCUGCUUUGAUAGGGGGGGGGGAGCAUUUCAUGAACUGUUAUAAGCUACUGAAAUCCUUGCAUCUGAUUGGCUGAGAGCAAAUUUGCAGGUGAAAAAUCGCUGACAAGAUUCUUCAUGAAAUACCCCCAGAGUUAUAUUUGAUUUUAUUUUUUUUGCAGUUCAAUUCCAUCAUUUUGGUAUUUUCUAGAUGUUGUUCAGUCGUUCAGUAUUUCUGUAAACAGUAAAGAUUUCAAAAAGAAAGAAACAAUUCAUUUCAUAUAUUUGCUGCUGCUUAUGCUUAGCCACUUUGUUCAUUCUCUCUACAAAAAUAGGCAUUUUCAUUUUCAACAUGAUAAUUAUAGUUGAAAGUCAACCAUCAGAGCAAAAGUCUGAAAAAUAUGGACAUUCCAAUCUUUUAUAAACAUUCCAUAGUCCAUACAUUGUAUAUUUUAAGUCAAUUUAGAGACUUUAUACAAAAGACAAUACGCGAAUUGAAAAUUUCUUAAAACUUUAAAUUAUUCUUUACCCCCUAAAAUUAAAAUUCCUAAAGAGCACUGGUUGACAUAAAGGACUGAUAAAUUACGAAUACAUAUCCAAAUUACAAGCAUCAUUUAAAUUUCUAAAAUGUCAAUAUCAUUUUAUCUUGCUCAAGGAUUAUGCACCUUUAUCAUAAAGAAAGAAAUUAUCUGAUAAUAUUUGUUUGUAAAUACAAUAAACUCUAUGCAGUAUAUGCAAAAUAUGUUUUGUUGUAUAUAAUCAAACUCACUAUUAAUGAGAGAAGUUGUAAUAUACUACAGAUAUUGGUAUUUGAAACAAUAAUCAUGCAUAUUUGAUAUUGUGAUUUGAACCUACCACAAAUAAAAUAUUCUGCAGUUAAGAGAAGGGCAUUCGUGAAUAAUCGUGAUACAACAAUUCUUGUACACAAGCCCAUUCAUCCCAAUAGAGUGCGCUAGCUAACAAACAGGGCUUUCUUUUAAUGAAUAGAGCUGCUGUGGGAAUGUUUCAGGAUUUCUCAGGAAAAUGAAGGGGUACAUAAAUAGCGAUAAAUAAGCAGAGUGAUAAAAAUUAUUGCUCUGUAGUACAGGCACAAAUCCAGUCAGAUCACACAAAAUAGUUUUGAGAGGCCGACUAUUUUACAAAAACAAUAUGGCCCCUGAAAUGGUAUCGGGUCUAAUCCAACUGGAUCUGCACCUGCUCUACAAAUCAUGGACAAGAAAAAAGUUU
Molecule: messenger RNA, 3789 nt
Organism: Lytechinus pictus (painted urchin)
Lineage: Eukaryota; Metazoa; Echinodermata; Echinoidea; Temnopleuroida; Toxopneustidae
Product: protein TBATA-like
Exons: 10
Coding region: 270-1634 (454 amino acids)
Source: RefSeq, a predicted model, not a curated record